CAGAAGUAACAUGGAGUGUAAGUGGUUUUCAGUGGUUUGGCUGUUUGUUACCAUAAAUUCCUUACCAGUUCAGUCGCAACAACCCACACCGAACGGGUUGUGUGACGGUAUCAGGAGCAAUUCCUUCGUGGUCGAUCCAGAAGAUUGCACCAAAUUUUUCCAGUGCAAUGGAGACUCUGCCAUACACGCCUCGUGCCCUUCAGGAAUGUUUUAUCAUUCCAAAGAUGUGUGUAGUACAGAUGCGUCUGAGUGUGAAAGUUACACACCGCCGGAGUCAACCGUCACAUCUACGGAGCGCCCAUUAACGACAGUAGUUGUAACUCCCACCACGAAUUCGCCCAUGGGUAACGCAACCGAUCCGGAGUCAUUUUGUCUAGCUGGCGAUCCGGAUUUUCCCAGCUUUGUGAAGAGUCCCACCAACUGUUCGGAAUACUACAUCUGUGUUGAUCGUAAGCCAAUCUUACAAAAGUGUACCGCUGGGAGAUACUGGAACACUGCCCAACUCUACUGUGACGAUCCGAGAAAGGUGGCAUGUGAGCAUGAUCGUAUAGCCGACCCGCAAGAUGUUUGUCAGCAAACACAAGCGAACGACAUAUCCUUCACGGCAAGCCCCACGAGUUGUGAGGAGUACUAUUUGUGCUUCAAUCGGAAACCAUUCCUUAUGCGCUGUGCCCCGGGCAGUCACUGGAACGCUGAAAGCAACCAAUGUGAUGCCGUCGAAGUUGUGAAAUGCAAGAUAAAACCUAUCCCAAUCGAUCUUGACGCACUUUGUUUCGAAAGAAACAACACAUUUUUAAGUCAUCCCACUUAUUGCGAUCUGUACUUGUACUGUCGGAAUGGCAAGGCGUCUACUCAACGAUGUCCGUUCCUCACCGAUUGGGACCCGGUCAACGAACGCUGUGUUCCACGCUCUUUAGCUAACUGUACAAAGCGGCGUCUACAGUUACCCCGAAACUGUUGGGAAAUCACUAUGAAAUCGUACAGAUUCCUGCGCCUUACCAGUGUCGUACUGUGUGGACUUCUGGCGCCAAAAGUCGAUGCACAGGAGUUCGAUCCGAUGGAAAUUUGUCGAGGAAAACCAGACGAUGCCACAGUCAUGAACCCGUUGUCCUGUGAUUCCUUUUUACUGUGCCAGAAUAGCAUGCCAGUGGGGACUGGUCGGUGUCCCAGUGGCAUGUUAUUUAACACUCAGCAAGAUAUGUGUGAUUUUCCCGAAAAUGUGGAUUGCGGCUCCAUUCCAUUGCCUCCCGAUUUCGAGCAAUCCAGUACAGUGACUUCCCAAACGACGCUAACGGAUGAAGAGGGAAAGACAACCGCGAUGCCGUCCACAACACACUCCUGUCCAGCGGUUGACGAUCCAGUGGUGCCGAUGUACCUACCGAAAGUGGACGACUGUGCUUCCUACAUUUUGUGCUAUCAUGGCAAUCCUUUGCUUAUGCAAUGUCCAAACGGAUUAGUGUGGAAUACGGCUAGUUCCAUCUGUGAUUUGCCCGAGAAUGCUAAAUGUCAGGCAAUAUACCAAGAUCCGUAUGGCUGUCCAGAAACAGGAAGUGAAGUUUUAGCUCAUCCCACCAACUGCAAGAAGUUCAUCUACUGCCUGAACGGUAUUUCCAGGGUACAAGUUUGUCAAAUGUUUAAACAUUUCGAUCCGGUAGCCAAGGAAUGUGUUCUUGGUAAAUGCUGAUGUGAAUAAAACUAUACCAAUGUGACUGUGUAA
Messenger RNA from Anopheles stephensi (Asian malaria mosquito), 1717 nucleotides. RefSeq lists its product as uncharacterized. The record is from RefSeq and is a predicted model, not a curated record. Gene Ontology annotation, cellular component: extracellular region. The transcript is spliced from 4 exons. NCBI's taxonomy places the organism in Eukaryota, Metazoa, Arthropoda, Insecta, Diptera, Culicidae. The coding region runs from base 11 to 1684 and encodes 557 amino acids. Gene Ontology annotation, molecular function: chitin binding.